AUUUCAAUCAAUCCAUUCAAUCACUAGAUUUGGUCUCAAGAUAUGGCACAACAGUUGACACAUUUGAUGGCAUCACUCGAGACCACAGAUGACGGCAAUGAAGACAAUUACACACAACAGCCACAAAUGUAUGCCAAAGACUCUUUGGAUCGAUUCGGUGAUGACAUGUUUGGUAUUUUGUUGUCUUAUCUUUCACUCGAAGACCGUUUUCGCUGCGAAUGUGUGUCCAAACAGUUCCAGAGGAUAGGAUUGGGCGGAGCUUUGUUUGGCAACAUGUUAAUGACCACGUCAACAUUUUUAUCAAAAACAACUCAACCGAUGGAAACAAUUGCUAAAAAGUGUCCAAACAUUGAGACCAUUGACUGCCGAGGAAUGAGAGAAACGGAUUUAGUGUUGAGAUCUGACGAACCAAUACUUAAAAUGCUGUUAAUAUUUCGAGACAAUUGCCGACAUUUACGGGAAAUUUACUGCAAUUUAUUGCCAGAUAAUAACAGUUCGAAUGAAGAAUAUAAAAACGAUUUGCUUUCACUCGAAAAAGACAUUCACAUUCAUUACCACCGAUUGUCUCAUUCGUCGAUCUCUUUAGAGGAUUUAGACAACGAACUCAUUCACUACAUCGUUGGUAAACAAAUGGUGACAAAGAAUUUAAUGAAACUUGAGUUAAAUCUCGAACAAAGUUUUAGUUUCGAUGACAAUCACCGGUUGUCGGCAUUAUUUAGUGACAAUCAAUCGCUAAAAUGUAUUAUCAUUACCGAAAUGGAGGCACACAGUGAGGACACUGUCACCGAACUGGCCGUCCAUUUGUCACGAUUACCACAAUUACAGGACUUAACACUCAAUUUAUACGCUCAGUCCCAACAGUUUUCAUUGGCCGCCGCUUUGCGUACAAUUGGCUUAAACUGCAAACAAUUGCAACGAUUGUCACUCACAUUGAAGUCGAGUAGUAUUAGGACUUACGCUCAGAAAUUGGAUUCAUCGGAAGUGUUUCGACAAUUAAAACGAUUGCAUUUAGCUCUUAGAUAUAAACCGAUUCGCAAUUGGCCCGCAUAUAAAACUAUUGGAUUGGAUAUAUAUAUUCCGGUAAAAACAUUAACGCAUUUAUCGUUCAGAUUCCGUCAAAUAAGCGGCAAAUUGUUAGACAAUUGUCACGAACUGUGGCCACGACUUCAAUACCUGUUUAUUGAAUGCCAACACAUCAGGUGUUUGUCACACAUCUCAAGACUACCGGCGCUACAAAUGCUUGUCAUUCAAUGCAAUGGAAACAAUGGUCUCUCAGAUAACGAUUUGAAUGCUGUGUUGUCUUCGAGUCCUAAACUCAAGACAAUUGAAAUCCGUGUAAACAAUGAGAAGAAAAUCAAGUCUCCGCACAACACAAACAGUCACUCAUUUGUUGCCACCGAUUGUCUCGAUUACAUAUCUACUCGUUGUCCGCUGUCUUCGACAAAACUUCCCAACAAUGUGGCAAAUAAUUAA
Medioppia subpectinata is the source of this 1473-nucleotide messenger RNA. Lineage: Eukaryota; Metazoa; Arthropoda; Arachnida; Sarcoptiformes; Oppiidae. The record is from the annotation of a GenBank genome assembly.